AAUACAUAUUCCUGAUUACUCAAGAGCUGCAACUCGAUCCACUGGUUGGGUACCAUGCGAUUGAACUUCUGCAAAAGUUCAUGGAGAAACACAUUUCGGAUUUGCUCGCCACCGCAGGUGCACCUGCCGAUGAGCUGACGAGCGAUGAGGGCAGUUUUUUUGACAAACUAAAAGAGGAAUUUCCUCUCGUCCUCCUCUCCUGUGUGCAGCUGGCGAGCAAACUGUUUCUGCACGGUCACAUGAUUGACAGCAACGCCGCCGUACGCUUCCUGCAGUCGAUCGGUGUCACCGUUUCCAAACAGACGGUCCUAGAAUUUGAGCUGAUGGUCUUCAAAUGCCUUGAGUUCAGUCUAAACGUUCUCAACCCUUUGACAUACGUGGAAAUGCUUCUGGAGGUGCUUGGUCACAAUGAGCCGACCAUCCCUAUAGAGCACCUUUAUCAGCUGAGCCGCCAUGUUCUGCAGUUCAUCACCCUGGAGAGGUCUUCCAUCUAUGACACCUUGUUAAAAACAACCACUCAGUCUGUCAACCCAUCCAGAGAACAGAGAGAGAAGUUUGUGACGGUGACCGAAGACCGCAUGCUUCUUGGUGUCGGUGUCAUCGCCGUUGCAACUUUCAUCCUUCAUGUCAAAAAAUGGGAACAGGUGGUCGAGGAACUGAGCCACAUGACGGCAAUCUCCAGGAGGAGCAUUCAUGAUUUUACUCAUGUGGUAGUCAUGCACAUCGUUGGCACCAAUUCCUCUAAAGUAUAAAAUGUUUCUUUCUACUUGUUGUCUCUUUAAKGUUAGGUUUGUUGACGUUGAAACARAACGACACACCAGUGGAAUCAGUUGCA
Austrofundulus limnaeus is the source of this 835-nucleotide messenger RNA. RefSeq names its product cyclin N-terminal domain containing 1 (gene cntd1). Gene Ontology annotation, biological process: reciprocal meiotic recombination. Gene Ontology annotation, cellular component: site of double-strand break. NCBI's taxonomy places the organism in Eukaryota, Metazoa, Chordata, Actinopteri, Cyprinodontiformes, Rivulidae. The record is from RefSeq and is a predicted model, not a curated record.